Messenger RNA from Eucalyptus grandis, 336 nucleotides. RefSeq lists its product as uncharacterized. Gene Ontology annotation, cellular component: RNA polymerase III complex. NCBI's taxonomy places the organism in Eukaryota, Viridiplantae, Streptophyta, Magnoliopsida, Myrtales, Myrtaceae. Gene Ontology annotation, molecular function: DNA binding. Gene Ontology annotation, biological process: transcription by RNA polymerase III. The transcript is spliced from 2 exons. The record is from RefSeq and is a predicted model, not a curated record. The coding region runs from base 1 to 336 and encodes 111 amino acids.
AUGGCAAAGCGUUUGACAACUGCAGAAGGGAACGAGACAACUGAAAGGUCAACAUCCUCCAAUGUUUUGGGUUCCUUGGAGAAAAGCUGCAGUUUAGAUGAGUUGCCUGCAGGGUUGAUGGGUAAAAUGCUGGUGUAUAGAAGUGGUGCUGUCAAGCUCAAGCUUGGUGAUACUCUCUAUGAUGUGAGUGUCCUCGGGUUUGGAUUGCGUGUUUGCUCAGGAUGUCGUAGCCAUCAACAGAGCAGAGAAGCACUUUGUGUUGUUGGGGAGCUCAAUAAGCGCGCCAUUCUGACUCCAGAUGUGGACUCGGUGUUAGAAAGCAUGAGUGAAUUAUGA